Molecule: messenger RNA, 2697 nt
Organism: Beta vulgaris subsp. vulgaris (sugar beet)
Lineage: Eukaryota; Viridiplantae; Streptophyta; Magnoliopsida; Caryophyllales; Amaranthaceae
Product: acyl-coenzyme A oxidase 2, peroxisomal
Exons: 7
Coding region: 336-2408 (690 amino acids)
Biological process (GO): lipid homeostasis; fatty acid beta-oxidation using acyl-CoA oxidase
Cellular component (GO): peroxisome
Molecular function (GO): acyl-CoA oxidase activity; FAD binding; fatty acid binding
Source: RefSeq, a predicted model, not a curated record
AUAAUAGACAACAUAUCCCAUACUCAGCGAUCAAAUCCCCCAUCCCACCUUUACCUAAAAUAAAAGAAAUCCCAUAUAACAAGCAUCCUAUAAUUUGACCAAACAAUUAUUAUAUAGAUUGAAAUUCCACCCGCCAAAACCCACAUCCUAUCACCUUCCUCCACGUCUGCAUAUUACUACCAGAAAACCACGCAAUCUUAAUCCAACAAACUCAUCAUUAAUUAAAUUUCCCAUUAAUCCCACUAUUCAUCCUCAACCAACAUAAAGCAUAAAAAAAAAAAACACACAUCCCACAAAAAUUAAUCAACUUUAUCCCACAAAAAAAUCAAUCAGAGAUGAUAAAUCAAACGGCGGAGGAAGACCAAUCAACCGUGAUCAACCGGAGAAUCCAACGGUUGAGAUUACACCUGAAUCCAAUCAUCAGCAACAAUGAAAUAAUGGCAGUAAUGGAGGUGGAGAAAUGCAGGGGAGGAGAGAGAAUGAAAAAGGCAGCCAUGGAAGUAAAAACAGAAGCUUUAUCAGACUAUAUGAGAGGAAAAUACAGAGAUAUUCAAGAGAAAGUUUAUGAAUAUUUUAAUAAAAGGCCUCAACUUCAAACCCCAAUUGAAAUUUCAAAAGAUAAUCAUAGAGAAUUAUGUUCAAAUCAACUUCUGGGUUUAGUUAGAGAAGCUAAUAUUCGACCAUUUAAAUAUGUUGUUGAAGAACCUGCUAAGUAUUUUGCAAUUCUUGAAGCUGUUGGUGGGAUUGAUAUGUCUCUUGGGAUUAAAAUGGGUGUUCAAUACAGUUUAUGGGGAGGUUCAGUGCUGAAUUUGGGUACUAAAAAGCAUAGAGAUAAAUACUUUGAUGGGAUUGAUAAUCUUGAGUAUAUGGGUUGUUUUGCUAUGACCGAACUUCAUCAUGGCUCAAAUGUCCAGGGCCUUCAGACAGUUGCAACAUUUGAUCCCUUCAAAGAUGAAUUUGUCAUAGACACACCUAAUGACGGUGCCAUUAAAUGGUGGAUUGGAAAUGCAGCUGUUCACGGCAAAUUUGCAACAGUCUUUGCAAAGUUAAUGUUGCCAACUCAUGAUACAAAAGGUAUUACCGAUAUGGGUGUCCAUGCCUUUAUUGUCCCCAUUAGAGAUUUGAAAACUCAUGAGGUUCUCCCUGGGAUUGAAAUACAUGAUUGUGGUCACAAGGUUGGCUUAAACGGGGUGGAUAAUGGAGCUCUGAGAUUCCGCUCAGUCAGAAUCCCCCGAGAUAAUCUUCUGAACCGUUUUGGAGAUGUUUCCCGUGAUGGCAAGUAUACAAGUAGUCUACCCACCAUCAAUAAACGGUUUGCAGCCACCUUAGGGGAACUUGUAGGAGGAAGAGUCGGUCUUGCUUAUUCUUCAGUUGGUGUGCUUAAGAUUGCAUCUACUAUAGCGAUUAGAUACUCUCUUUUAAGACAACAGUUUGGGCCUCCAAAGCAACCAGAAAUCAGUAUUCUCGACUAUCAGUCUCAGCAGCAUAAGCUGAUGCCAAUGCUGGCAUCAACCUAUGCCUUCCACUUUGCAACAUUGGAUCUGGUAGACAAGUAUUCCCAGAUGAAGAAAUCUCACGAUGAGGAGCUUGUGGGUGACGUUCAUGCUCUUUCAGCAGGUCUGAAGGCGUAUGUGACAUCAUAUACAGCAAAGUCGAUAAGUAUCUGCAGGGAAGCUUGUGGAGGGCAUGGUUAUGCUGCUGUCAACAGAUUUGGUAGCUUAAGGAAUGAUCAUGACAUAUUUCAGACAUUUGAAGGAGAUAACACAGUGCUCCUGCAACAGGUCGCAGGGGACCUUUUGAAAAGGUACCAAGAGAAGUUCAAAGGGGGUACUUUCACAGUGACAUGGAACUACUUGAGGGAUUCAAUGAGUGCAUAUCUUUCUCAGCCAAAUCCUGUGACUGCUCGUUGGGAAGGAGAAGAGCAUCUUAGAGAUCCACAGUUUCAGCUAGACGCUUUCAGGUAUCGAACCUCAAGACUUCUCCAUAGUGUUGCAAUGCGUCUAAAUAAGCAUUCCAAAACUCUUGGUAGUUUUGGUGCUUGGAACAGAUGCUUAAAUCACCUUCUUACACUAGCAGAAUCUCACAUCGAAUCUGUCAUACUUGCCAAAUUUAUUGAAGCUGUGAAAAGCUGCCCUGAUGAGAGCAGUCGUGCUGCCUUAAAACUUGUCUGUGAUUUAUAUGCAUUGGAACAUAUCUGGAAUGACAUAGGAACAUAUCGCAAUGUGGAUUAUGUAGCUCCCAAUAAAGCUAAGGCAAUCCAUAAGCUGGUAGACUACCUUAGUUUUCAAGUAAAGAAUAUAGCGAAGGAGCUAGUCGAUGCAUUUGACCUUCCAGAUGGUGUUACUCGUGCCCCCAUAGCAAUGCAGAAGGAAGCUUAUUUACAGUAUACACAGCAUGUUGGAUUCUAAAUCUGGAUACAGGGAUUGCAGAAUUGAUCUUUUAUGGGACAUUUAGAAAGCAGAGAAAAUAUUAAUGACACAUUUCUCAGUUACAUCCUCUUUUUCAAUUCACUUUUUUCAUUGUGGGUGAAGGGUUGAUACAGCAACCGAUUAUGGCUGUAAAGACAUUAUAGCUUGUAUUUGGCUCGGUUCAAAUGUAUGUUGAAUUGUAGAUUAUCUGCUUAAGCUAUCUGUGAUUGGCAUAUUGAAAUUUGGUUAAUUUUUUGUUCAUGAAUUUUAUGAAAAUUAGUUUCUUCAA